AACCAAAACGGAUUAGAUAGAAAGAAAGGGAAAGCAACUAAACAUUCUCUCUCAGUCCUUAAAUUCUCAUCGCAACACAACACUCUCAUUCACACUCCAAAAUGGUGACCUCGUCGCAAAAGAUUCUGGUUACCGGCGGUGCCGGUUUCAUAGGCACCCACACCGUGGUCCAGCUUCUCAAAGGAGGCUUCAGUGUUUCAAUAAUCGACAAUUUCGAUAACUCCGUCGUGGAAGCAGUGGACCGCGUCCGCCAAGUGGUGGGCCCUCAGCUUUCUCAGAACCUGGAAUUCACCCAGGGCGAUCUCAGGAAUAGGGAUGACUUGGAGAAACUCUUCUCCAGAACAACUUUUGAUGCCGUGAUCCACUUUGCUGGCCUGAAAGCGGUUGCUGAAAGCGUUUCCAAGCCCCGUCGCUAUUUUGAUUUUAAUUUGGUCGGCACCAUCAACCUCUACCAAGUUAUGGCAAAGUAUAAUUGCAGAAAGGUUCGCACCUUACCCACAUUUUUAUCACGCCCUACUUUUAACUUUAUAAUUAUGGUUUUCUCAUCAUCUGCAACCGUUUAUGGCCAACCUGAAAAGAUACCGUGUGAGGAGGAUUUCAGGUUACAAGCUAUGAAUCCCUAUGGACGGACCAAGCUUUUCCUGGAAGAAAUUGCCCGAGAUAUUCAGAAAGCUGAACCAGAAUGGAAGAUCAUAUUACUGAGGUACUUCAAUCCGGUUGGGGCUCAUGAAAGUGGUAAACUCGGUGAAGAUCCCAAGGGCAUCCCAAAUAACCUCAUGCCUUACAUUCAGCAAGUAGCCGUUGGAAGAUUGCCGGAACUCAAUGUAUAUGGCCAUGAUUAUCCCACAAGGGAUGGCUCUGCGAUCCGGGACUAUAUCCAUGUGAUGGACUUAGCAGAUGGUCAUAUUGCUGCCUUGCGAAAGCUCUUCACAACAGAGAACAUAGGUUGUACUGCUUACAACCUGGGAACUGGUCGUGGAACAUCCGUGCUUGAAAUGGUUACAGCAUUUGAAAAGGCGUCUGGCAAGAAAAUUCCAGUAAAAUUAUGUCCAAGAAGACCGGGAGAUGCUACUGAGGUUUAUGCAUCUACAGAGAGAGCUGAGAAAGAACUUGGAUGGAAAGCAAAAUAUGGUGUGGAUGAGAUGUGCAGGGACCAAUGGAAUUGGGCAAAGAACAAUCCCCAGGGUUACACGGGGAAGCCUUGAGUUAGCUUGAGAAAUAUACUGCUCAUCUACGAAUGUUUUCCACACAAAUAGGCAUCUCUUUAUAGAAUACUUUUAUGUUGGAUGAUUUGUUUAGGCAGUUCGUUGUAUAAUCUCGAGAAUAAAAAUUUGGCCGCAUUUCAAGAAGUAAAAACUAUGUAUUUUAACAAUAUCUUUAAAUUAGACUGGCCAUCGAUUUCAUAUUGAGAGAAGUUUAUCCAGUCCA
Glycine soja is the source of this 1428-nucleotide messenger RNA. RefSeq names its product bifunctional UDP-glucose 4-epimerase and UDP-xylose 4-epimerase 1. The transcript is spliced from 8 exons. Lineage: Eukaryota; Viridiplantae; Streptophyta; Magnoliopsida; Fabales; Fabaceae. Gene Ontology annotation, molecular function: RNA binding; UDP-glucose 4-epimerase activity. Gene Ontology annotation, cellular component: cytosol. Gene Ontology annotation, biological process: rRNA processing; galactose metabolic process. The record is from RefSeq and is a predicted model, not a curated record. The coding region runs from base 102 to 1205 and encodes 367 amino acids.